AUGACGGAGAGUGAUUUACAUAGUAUCGUUGAUAACUGCCUGAUAUUUGUUUACUCUGCAUUGAAGAUGCGGACACACUUGUUGACGCUAUCCUUGCUGACAUGGUUGAUUGCAUACAUUAUUCAGUACAGUGACUGGCUGGACCUUAACAAAAGCUUUCUAUAUAGAAUCGCUCCGGGACACUGUCAGUAUGUUACAGAAGAUGGUGGUUCUGAGGAUUUGACAGAUGUUGGAGAUGGAAUAAUCAUUAUGUCCUCGGGAUAUGGGGCUGGAAUUGGAAAAGGUGUGAUGAAGGCAUUAGAUCUCAAUACAAGCAAAGUGGUUACUAUGGAAAUUCGCGGGGCUCCAGACAAAAAGGAUUUUAUGUCUACCCCUCAUGGAAUAACUACUUGGAAAGAUGAUAAAGGUGAUACUUUUUUUCUUAAGCAAUUAAAACCUAAGCUUGAUUGA
This is a messenger RNA of Mercenaria mercenaria, 450 nucleotides long. RefSeq lists its product as uncharacterized. The record is from RefSeq and is a predicted model, not a curated record. The transcript has 5 exons. Lineage: Eukaryota; Metazoa; Mollusca; Bivalvia; Venerida; Veneridae. The coding region runs from base 1 to 450 and encodes 149 amino acids.